GAAAGAAAAUUAUUAAUGGCACUUGCUAAAGAAAUUAUGGGUAUUUCCCUGCUGGAGAAAUCAUCAUCAUUUAUGAACUCAUCAUCAAUGGCACUUUUUAAUCCCAAUAAUUAUCACAAAGAAAAUCAUCUUUGGUUCAACCAGCAGUUUCAAGGAAGGAGGAAUUUAAGUAGAAGAAAAGCGUUCAGACAGAGUACUAUGGCAGCUAUAAGUGAAAAUUUGAUCAAAGUUGUGCCUGAAAAAGCAGUGAAAUUCAAAGUGAGAGCUGUAGUUACAGUGAGGAACAAGAACAAGGAAGAUCUGAAGGAGACAAUUGUGAAGCAUCUUGAUGCUUUCACCGACAAAAUCGGGAGGAAUGUCACGUUAGAGCUCAUUAGCACUGACAUGGAUCCAAAUACAAAAGGACCGAAGAAGAGCAACCAAGCAGUGUUAAAGGACUGGUCUAAGAAAUCGAACUUGAAAACAGAGCGAGUAAAUUACACAGCAGAAUUCAUUGUGGACUCGAAUUUCGGAAAUCCAGGCGCGAUCACAGUGACGAACAAGCACCAGCAAGAGUUCUUUCUGGAGAGUAUUACUAUUGAGGGCUUUGCAUGUGGUCCAGUUCAUUUCCCCUGUAAUUCAUGGGUUCAACCCAAAAAAGAUCAUCCUGGAAAAAGAAUAUUCUUCUCUAAUCAGCCAUAUCUACCGGAUGAAACACCAGCAGGACUCAAAUCAUUAAGAGAGAGGGAGCUAAGAGAUUUAAGAGGCGAUGGAAAAGGCGUCAGAAAAUUAUCUGAUAGAAUAUAUGAUUAUGACAUCUAUAAUGAUCUUGGAAAUCCAGAUAAAGGCAUUGAUUUUGCUCGUCCUAAACUUGGAGGAGACGACAAUGUUCCUUACCCGAGACGUUGUCGUACUGGUCGUGUUCCUACAGACACAGAUAUAAGUGCGGAGAGUCGUGUGGAGAAGCCAAAUCCAACGUAUGUUCCGAGAGAUGAACAAUUUGAGGAGUCUAAAAUGAAUACAUUCUCAACUUCCAGGCUUAAAGCAGUGCUCCAUAACUUAAUUCCAUCUCUAAUGGCCAGCAUUUCUUCUAACAAUCACGAUUUCAAAGGAUUUUCAGAUAUCGAUAGCCUUUAUAGCAAAGGGCUACUUUUGAAGCUUGGUCUUCAGGACGAAGUCUUAAAAAAGCUUCCAUUGCCUAAGGUUGUUAGCAGUAUCAAAGAAGGAGAUCUGCUCAAAUACGACACGCCAAAGAUACUAUCAAAAGACAAAUUUGCCUGGUUACGAGAUGAUGAAUUUGCUCGACAAGCAAUAGCAGGAGUGAACCCGGUAUCCAUCGAAAAACUUCAGGUUUUUCCACCAGUAAGCAAGCUUGAUCCUGAAAUCUAUGGCCCUCAAGAAUCCGCCCUCAAGGAGGAGCACAUUCUUGGUCAUCUCAAUGGCAUGACUGUUCAAGAGGCUUUGGAUGCAAAUAAGCUUUUCAUUGUGGAUCAUCAUGAUGUAUACCUUCCAUUUCUCGAUCGGAUUAAUGCACUUGAUGGCCGCAAAGCAUAUGCAACACGCACCAUUUUCUUGUCUGAUGUUGGCACACUUAAGCCCAUUGCCAUUGAACUUAGCCUCCCCCAAACUGGUCCAAGUUCGCGAUCCAAACGUGUUGUCACACCACCUGUUUGUGCCACUGGUAACUGGACGUGGCAGAUCGCUAAAGCACACGUCUGUGCUAAUGAUGCUGGAGUUCACCAACUCGUCAACCACUGGUUGCGUACACAUGCAAGCUUGGAACCAUUUAUAUUGGCAGCACACAGGCAAUUAAGCGCGAUGCAUCCAAUUUAUAAGCUUUUGGAUCCACAUAUGAGAUACACUCUAGAAAUUAACGGUUUGGCUCGCCAGAGCUUGAUCAAUGCUGAUGGUGUCAUCGAGGCUUGCUUUACUCCUGGUCGCUACUGCAUGGAGAUCAGUGCUGCUGCCUACAAGAAUUGGCGCUUUGAUUUAGAAGGCCUUCCAGCUGACCUUAUCCGAAGAGGGAUGGCAGUACCGGACUCAACACAACCUCAUGGGCUGAAACUUCUAAUUGAGGACUAUCCCUAUGCUGCAGAUGGGCUUAUGAUAUGGGGCGCAAUCGAGAGCUGGGUUCGCGAUUACGUAAACCACUACUACCCAUCCUCGGCCCAAGUUUGCAGUGACAGGGAGCUGCAAGCUUGGUAUGCCGAGACUAUUAAUGUGGGCCACGUUGACCUUCGCAAUGAGGAAUGGUGGCCCACGUUAGCUACUCCAGAGGACCUCAUUUCCAUCCUCACCACCCUCAUCUGGCUGGCUUCAGCGCAACACGCUGCACUGAAUUUUGGGCAGUACCCUUACGGUGGCUACGUCCCAAACCGGCCACCACUCAUGCGUCGAUUAAUCCCUGACGAGAACGAUCCCGAGUACGCGGUGUUCCUAGCUGAUCCACAAAAAUAUUUCUUCUCAGCUUUACCAAGUUUGUUACAAGCAACAAAGUUCAUGGCCGUGGUUGACACAUUAUCGACACAUUCUCCGGACGAAGAAUACUUGGGGGAAAGACAUCAACCGUCUACUUGGACCGGAGAUGCAGAGAUUGUUGAAGCGUUCUACAAAUUUUCCGCGGAAAUAGGGAGAAUUGAGAAGGAGAUAGAUGAAAGAAAUGCCGAUACGAAACUAAAAAAUAGGUGUGGUGCUGGUGUGUUACCAUAUGAACUAUUGGCACCAAGUUCAGGCCCUGGAGUAACAUGUAGAGGUGUUCCAAAUAGUGUAUCAAUAUGAGUAAUUAUAAGUACAUAUAUAUAACCAAUGUUUAUGAAGUCCAUAAAUAGGGUGGACUAGUGAGUCUUCUCUGCAUAUAUGUAAUAUCAAGAUGUAUGUUUGUAUCUACAGCUAGAUUUUUGUAAGAACAUUAAUUAAAUUAAAUAAUUAGCUACUAAUACUAGCUUAAGUCCA
Messenger RNA from Solanum verrucosum, 2931 nucleotides. Its product is annotated as linoleate 13S-lipoxygenase 3-1, chloroplastic-like. NCBI's taxonomy places the organism in Eukaryota, Viridiplantae, Streptophyta, Magnoliopsida, Solanales, Solanaceae. Gene Ontology annotation, biological process: lipid oxidation. Gene Ontology annotation, molecular function: protein binding; metal ion binding; oxidoreductase activity, acting on single donors with incorporation of molecular oxygen, incorporation of two atoms of oxygen. The record is from RefSeq and is a predicted model, not a curated record.